UGCACCUCAACAGACCAAGCACUGCCUUCUGGGAAGCACAGGAAAAUAUUCACACACACACAGCAACUCAAACUGGUUUUGUACAUGGGUGUGGGCACACUGCUUUUUUUCCAGAUUGUGCUGUACAAACACACUCAUGGAUUUCGGACCUCGACGCUCUCUGCUGCUGUUUGUCAGAGCCCUCCUGAUUUCUACAGCUGUAGAUGCAGUCAACCUUGAAGGAGAGCUUUUCAAAGAUUUGAUGAAUGGCUACAACAAAGAUGUGCGGCCGAUGAAGAAGAGUGGAAACAUCACUCAGGUCUUCGUCAAGAUGACACUCACCAACCUCAUCUCUCUGAAUGAAAAAGAGGAGGCCCUGAUGACCAGUGUUUGGAUAGAAAUGGAAUGGUGUGACUACAGACUCAGGUGGGACCAACCGCCUCGAUCAGCUUUAUAUGGGAACAUAACAUCUAAGCUACGGGUUCCCUCCAAAAAAAUCUGGCUGCCUGAUAUUAUAUUAGAGAACAAUGUGGAUGGACAGUUUGAAAUAGCAUACUACUGUAAUGCACUGGUGUCUCCUAACGGCUGUGUGUACUGGCUGCCUCCAGCCAUCUACCGCAGUGCAUGUCCCAUCACGGUAUACUACUUUCCCUUUGACUGGCAAAAUUGCUCCAUGGUUUUCCGUUCCCAGACUUACAGUGCCAAUGAGAUCGAGCUGGUGCUCCAGAAAAAUGACAAUCACACACUGGAGUGGGUGGAGAUCGAUCCAGAGGCUUUUACAGAGAAUGGAGAAUGGGCCAUCCGACACAGGCCAGCCAAGAAGGUGAUCAACUCUCAGUACACUAAAGAUGAACUGGAGUACCAGCAGAUAGUUUUCUUCCUCAUCAUCCAACGGAAGCCUAUUUUCUACAUCAUCAACAUAAUCGCUCCCUGUGUGCUUUUCUCUUCUCUCGGCCUGUUGGUUUACUUCUUACCUGCCAAAGCCGGUGGUCAAAAAUGCACCAUGUCUAUUGUCAACCUUCUGGGUCAGACUGUGUUUCUCUGCCUCAUUGCUAAGAAAGUUCCAGAGACAUCCAAAGCUGUGCCUCUCAUAGAAAAGUAUCUGAUGUUUGUGAUGUCAGUGACCACCACGGUAGUGAUGAACUGUGUGGUGGUCCUCAACGUAUCUCUGAGAACCCCCAGCACACAUGUAAUGUCAGACAACGUCCGAAAGAUCUUCCUCAACGUUUUGCCCCAGCUGCUGAGGAUGGGGAUGAAACGCUGGACACCGUACAGUGACAAAAGGUCUUUCAUUGGGAAUGAUGAACUCGUGUCUCCAGACGGAGUGCCCUGCAGGCGCCGCAGCUCAGUGGCUCUUAUCACCAAAGCAGAAGAAUAUUCAGUGAAAGUGGCUCGAUCCGAGCUCUUGUUUGACAGGCUCAAAGAGAGAAACGGGUUGAUGAAAUCCGUGUUGGAAAAGCUGCAUGAUGGACUGAGGGAGGGUACAACUGAGCGGCUUAGUUUCAGUCUGGCUCAGGCCUCUGCAGGUCUGAAACAAUGUGUGGCCUCCUGCAAACACAUUGCUGAGACUAGAAGACAACAGAGCAACUUCCAAAGUGAAAAUGAAGAAUGGUUCCUGGUUGCCCGAGUGAUCGACAGGGUCUGCUUCAUUGUUAUGGCAUUAGUGUUCUUCAUUGGCACCAUUGGUAUCUUUCUGAUGGGACAUUUCAACCAGCCGCCUUCCUUGCCUUUCCCUGGGGAUCCGUAUCAAUAUCUCCCGCCGUCAGAGAACAACACCGUUGUAGAUGAGAGAAGAGGAGGAGCGGACUUUCUGGGGUGAGCCAGGAGGAAACUGUUCUGAUUUUUGAAACUAAACGGAGAAUCUGACAGGACGUGUCAGAGGUCUGUCUGCGAUGUCCRAGGAGGCUUAUGGAGACAGUUUCCUGUGGCUGGAAGUUGUGGAUCUUUAAAGUAUCACAUUAUCCACAGUACAUGUUUAUGGUGAUAAAGGAUCAACUGUAUAACUGUGGUUGCAAAUUGAUAGCAGCUUGUAAUGACUGUCACAUACCCAAGUGCUGUAUAAUAAGAAUAAUAGGUCUUAUUGUCUCAGUGUUUAUUUAUUGACAAAAUGUAAAAAAAAAGAUCAUCUUAAGACAGCAUGUUCCUUUACAGCUAAUUAAAAUUAUUCAUUUAUCAUGAAAAGUGAUUUAGUUAAACUGUAUAUCUGUGUGCCUUUAGUUUGUAAUAUAUUAAAUAAAAAUGUGUUUGUUGUUUCUUUUACAAUGUAGUGGUUACCUCGAGUGAAAUAAACAAGAAAACUGGCUUUGACCCCAGGCCUCAGAUGGGCCCUUUAAAGAUACAGGACUCUGUUCUGGUUKAACCUGAAUUUGGGUCACAACAGGUCAUCUUAAACCGUCAAAGAGACAUUCUCUUUUCUUAAUCAGAUAAUAAACAGAAUAAUCUUCUUUUUAUGUGAUUUAUUUUUCUCUUAACUAAGAGUUAUUACGCAUUUUGAUAAUCAGAGA
Austrofundulus limnaeus is the source of this 2483-nucleotide messenger RNA. RefSeq names its product cholinergic receptor, nicotinic, gamma (gene chrng). Gene Ontology annotation, biological process: monoatomic ion transmembrane transport. The transcript is spliced from 12 exons. Bases 137 to 1798 code for a protein of 553 amino acids. The record is from RefSeq and is a predicted model, not a curated record. Gene Ontology annotation, molecular function: transmembrane signaling receptor activity; acetylcholine-gated monoatomic cation-selective channel activity. NCBI's taxonomy places the organism in Eukaryota, Metazoa, Chordata, Actinopteri, Cyprinodontiformes, Rivulidae. Gene Ontology annotation, cellular component: postsynaptic membrane.